GGCGGCGCCUCCGAUCGCGUGGCCUGGGGUCAGCCCCUGGUGGAGGACGAGCCAGGACAUCAGCGCCGCGGCCACGGGCUGCAGCGUCUGGAAGCUGGUCACGGUGGCGGGAGAGCUCUCGCGGGUGGCCCACGCAAGCACCGUGUAGUUGUAUGCCGUGGUCAGGAACACCGAGAACAGCAGGGCGAACAGCGCCCCGCCGCUGUCCCCCAGCCGCCACGCGAGGGGGUCGAAGGCGGCGGUGCACAGGGCGCCGAGCAGCAGCACCACGGCGGCCACGAAGAACGCCGCGGACGCGACCAGGGCCGGCGGGUAGAGGUGGACGACGGCCUUCUGGAGGACCACGUAGAGGCCGCCGCCGCAGACGUUCAGCAUCAGGCACGGGAGGCCGCGGAGGUAGUCUCCGUCCACGGCGCGGCCGAUGUCGUGGCCCUCCCCGUGGCGGGCGCCCAUGACGACCACCACGACGGCGCCCCCGCUGGCGAGCGUGAUGCCCACCGCCCGGAACACAGUGAGCGUCUCGAUCCCCAGAAGGGCCGAGGCCACGCUGGCGACGAUGGGCAGCAGGGGCUGGAAGACGGAGACGGUCAGCGCCGGCAGCCGCUCGAGCGCCAGCAGGUUCCCGCCGAUAUGUUGCACGACAUCAGGAGUCCCAGCAGCACGACUCGGGGCCGGUGCUCGGCGGCGAUGGCGCCCAGGCCCCGGCUCGCAGUCGACGGCUCCGCGCCGCUCUUGCCAGCCCAGCCGAGCAGCUGGUUCCCCCACAGCAUCACCUGCUCGCCGCCUUUGCGAUCAGCGCCCAGCAGCCGUACACGAAGGCCACCGAGGUCAGCGCCGCUGGCAAGACCCAGGCAAUCACGGUCAUCUUGGCCUCGCCAGCACUGCACAUGUCGUCUUCCUGGACGGGCGCAUAUCUUGUGGCAGACAUGUGUGCACGGGGCGGUCG
Prorocentrum cordatum is the source of this 946-nucleotide messenger RNA. The record is from the annotation of a GenBank genome assembly. NCBI's taxonomy places the organism in Eukaryota, Dinophyceae, Prorocentrales, Prorocentraceae.